Messenger RNA from Candoia aspera, 2000 nucleotides. RefSeq names its product G-patch domain containing 2 like (gene GPATCH2L). The transcript has 10 exons. Gene Ontology annotation, cellular component: nucleus. The coding region runs from base 170 to 1519 and encodes 449 amino acids. The record is from RefSeq and is a predicted model, not a curated record. NCBI's taxonomy places the organism in Eukaryota, Metazoa, Chordata, Lepidosauria, Squamata, Candoiidae.
GGUACCAAGGCGAGGCGUGACGUCGAUGUUUCCGGAAGAGGAGGUAAUGCCCCCCUCCGAGGACCGGAAGCGGUUUUUUGGAGCUGACUCCGGGCCGAGCCGGGAAGGCCUGGAGAGGUGGUUGCGGUGAGGGAGUUGGGAAGGUUGUUGCGGAAGUCGGACAUUGCUGAUGGAUGAGCUAGUACAUGAUUUGGCCUCAGCUCUUGAGCAGACAUCUGAACAGAACAAACUGGAUGAAUUAUGGGAAGAAAUGACUCUGAGCCCAAGACAGCAGCGGCGGCAGCUUCGUAAGAGACGGGGACGCAAACGGCGUUCAGACCUCACACACCAAGCGGAACAUGCUUGCUGCUAUAGCGGGGCCUCAGAAUCCAGCCUGGAAGAAGUUGUGGAAGACUGCCGGGAAGUGCUAACUGCUUAUUUUAGUGACUCGGAUGACAUGGCAGUAGCCAAACAUCAUCCAACUCUCAGCACAGCUCUCAAGAAUAAGCAGCACUCAUGGCAUGAAUCAGACUCCUUCACUGAGAAUGCACCUUGCCGACCCCUACGGCGCCGUCGAAAAGUUAAGCGUGUGACAUCAGAGGUGGCAGCUAGUCUUCAGCAGAAACUCAGAGUAUCAGAGUGGACUUAUGAGAAGGGUUGCAGAUUCAAAUCUGCUAAAAAGCAGCGCCUGUCCCGUUGGAAGGAGAAUGCUCCCUGGACAUCAACUGGCCGGGGACUCCGUGAGUCAGCAGAGACCAGGGCCUUCCUCGGCAAGGGGGGAAGGAAUGAAAGGAUGGAGUGUGAAGCAGAUGAACAAAAACAGGGUUCUGAUGAAAACAUGUCAGAAUGUGAAACCAGCAGUGUCUGCAGCAGCAGUGACCCUGGCCUUUUCACCAAUGACGAAGGUCGCCAAGGUGAUGAUGAGCAGAGUGAUUGGUUCUAUGAGGGUGAAUGUGUCUCAGGAUUCACAGUCCCCAACCUUUUGCCCAAGUGGGGACCUGACCGCCAGUCUGAUAUGGAACGAAUGGACUCGAGCCUUGAAAAAAUCUCAGAGCCCACAUUCCUUCUGCCCUCUCGGCCUGUUACAAGAGGAUUUCACCCCCGUUUGAACCGUCUUCCCAGUGUUGCUACCCGCUGUCUUAGGAAGGGCCGUAGAAGGCUGGUUAGCAAGGAGACCAUCAUGAGUGCAAUGGGUACUGAGAGGAUUAGCCACAUCAUUGGUGAUUCCUGCCAAAAAGAAAAGAACAAAGUGCUGGCUUCCAAUUUCUUCCACAUUGCAGCCUGGGUGCAAGAGUUCAAUCCAUUAUCUCCACUGUAUUCCUUGGAUGUUCUUGCUGAUGCUUCACACCGAAGGUGCUCACCGGCACGCUGCUCAGCCAGGCAGACUAAUAUACAUCUGGGACCGCCAUGCUCAAGGGACAUCAAGAGAAAACGCAAACCAGUCAUGGCAACAGCCUCACUUUCCAGCCCCACCUCAGCAGCUUUAUCUAUCCACAUAGAUGCAUCAGACCCUGAUCCACCUGUGACCCACCAGAACUGACUGUGGAGCCAGAAUCCAUCCAUCAUCAGAAAGCGUCAUCACUACCACUUCCAACAGCUUUUUAAAAAAAUGCCCUAUGAGACGGUACUAAAAGCAGGCAAUUCUUCUGUUAGCAACUAGUUCUGUUUUUAUCUGUUGGACUUCAGCGUAUAUCACAAUUUUUAUCAGAUGCCUUGACUGGCAAUAAACGUCUCUCAGUAUUAGUAUGUGAUAUGUCAAUAUUACCUGAUUACUCAAUGUAUCCUGCAAAUCAUGUUUAUAUAAAAAUGCAAAUAUAAUCAGUGUCGAGAUUUCUAUACUAGUAAUGUUCUGAUUGGUGUGCAAAUAGUUAUUGCACACUCUUGCUUUCAAAGCCAACAAAGAAUGUGGAUAUGUGCAAAAUGUUAUUGUUUAUUGCAAAUGCUUGCUUUUGUUACCAACCUCUUCAUACAAGUAUCAAUUGUAGUAGAGUUUCUGUAUUAAACAGGGAAACAUUACAGUA